Molecule: messenger RNA, 2592 nt
Organism: Trichoderma virens Gv29-8
Lineage: Eukaryota; Fungi; Ascomycota; Sordariomycetes; Hypocreales; Hypocreaceae
Exons: 3
Coding region: 1-2592 (863 amino acids)
Biological process (GO): microtubule nucleation; mitotic cell cycle; cytoplasmic microtubule organization
Cellular component (GO): centrosome; gamma-tubulin small complex; equatorial microtubule organizing center
Molecular function (GO): microtubule minus-end binding; gamma-tubulin binding
Source: RefSeq, a predicted model, not a curated record
AUGGCACCAGAUCGCGUCGCUAAUGCCCUCGACAAUCUGAUAAUCCAGAUUGUCCCCCCCAGAGGCCCAAACGAAGGCCAGGACUCAUGGCUGGCCCGGUAUAACCUGAGCCAUGAGCUCGUCAGGACCAUAAUAAACACUCCACCUGAUCCCGAUAUCUUGUCCGACGUCGACCGGGCCGCCGACUCAAUCAAGCGAAAGCUCAUCCAGAGCAACCCUUCCCACGCGCUCAGAUUCUCAGAUCUCUAUUCUCGACUGCUUGCACUUCCGGUGCUCAAGUCAAAAUGGGCCAUCCUAUAUCUCCUAUAUGCUCUAGCCGACUCUCCAGACCCCAGAGCUCCCCCUCCACCCCUCAGCAUCAUCCAGCCCUCAUCUUCGAACUAUCGUGAAGCUGUUGCGCGAGAUGCAGUCAAGAAGCGUGCUAGAGCCCGCUCAAAGUCUAUUCCUAUGCCAAGAAUAGAGGACGAGUCGAUGAGAGAUUCUCCAGCUCCCGAAGAACUACCACAUAAGAUACCCAAAGAACCGAAACGCAUCGCGGAGGAGAAACAGCCUCAGCCCGAGCCGCCCUCAGAGACGGCCAUCCUACGAGACCUUCCGUUUACACUCCAGGGCGUAUCAUCCACAACCCUCCCGUUUGCAAAAGACGAUAUCCUAAGACUUCCUGCUACACUUCCUCUGCCGCUCAUAUCCAUUUUGCAUACUCUGGCCGAGCCCUCAUUGCUUUAUCGACGCCUGGAUAAUUUCUGCCAAACUCCUGCCAACGGUCUUUUAGCCCAGAGUCUACGAUCUGCAAUUAGUAAUGAGCUGCGAUCAUACCUAACAUUGGUUGCAACUCUUGAAGGUCAGAUUCGGAAGGCACUGUCAUCCCUAGACGAAGCUGCACCGAGAGGGGGCAUUGGAAAGACAGGUGUCACAUUAAAAAGAUGCGUGGUGUGGACGCGAGAGGCUACAAUGGGGCUGAGACUCAUGUCCCUCAUCGCUGAAGAGUCGGAUAAGAAAAAGGGCGGUCAGCUCAUUACUCUGAUACAUAGCUUUGCUUCUUCCAACGGAGACCCCGUGGUUGCCGCGUUCGCGGAGCGGCUGUUGGGCAGCUUCACUCGGCCUUGGUACGGCAUCCUUCGCCACUGGAUUUAUGAUGGAGAGCUGUCAGACCCUUCCCUCGAAUUCUUUGUCAGGGAGCAAACCGACACACAAGAGUCCAUGCGGGUUAAGGGCAAUGUGUGGGAGGACCAAUACGAGAUAGCCCAGGACAUGAUUCCGAGCAUUAUUUCGCAAGACUUUGCUCAGAAGAUAUUCUUAAUUGGUAAAUCGUUGAACUUCAUCCGGCACAGCUGCGGAGACUCGUUGUGGGUUGAAGAAUACUCCAAGGCUGCUUCGAAGGAGCUAAGGUAUGGCGAUACGGCAACGGUGGAGGUAUGGAUCGAUGAGGCAUACAAGACAACAAUGAAGCGCUUAAUGGACCUGAUGGAGACCAAGUUCCGUCUCUUUGCCCAUCUCCAGGCCCUAAAGGAUUAUAUCCUGUUGGGAAAGGGCGAUUUUAUUGCCUUGCUCAUGGAAUCCCUUGCUGCGAAUUUAGACCGCCCUUCUGGCGCGCAAUAUCGGCACACUUUGACAGCCCAGCUAGAGCAUGCAAUCCGCGGCUCAAAUGCCCAGUACGACUCUCCCGAGGUGCUGCGGCGAUUAGAUGCCAGAAUGCUUCAGCUGUCGCACGGCGACAUUGGCUGGGAUUGCUUCACUUUGGAAUACAAGAUCGAUGCCCCCAUGGACGUGGUUGUUACUGAAUGGGGCAACCGCCAGUAUCUCAAGGUAUUCAAUUUCCUAUGGCGAAUCAAGCGAGUGGAGUUUGUGCUCCUCUCGACAUGGCGGGAGUGCAUGACAGGAUCCAGAAGAGUGCUACAAAGCCCUAACCAGGCGGUGGUGCAGACGUGGAAGUCAACGCGAGGCACGCUCGCCGAGAUGAUACACUUUGUGGGACAGCUGCAGUAUUACAUCCUCUUCGAAGUCAUUGAAUCUUCAUGGGCCGAGCUCCAGAAGCGCAUCCGCAAGGAAGACUGCACGCUGGACGAUGUCAUCGAGGCGCACAGGAGAUAUCUCGAGGACAUUACGAACAAGGGCCUGCUCGGGCCAAAACUUCGCCAUCAUCCCUCCGACAACAGGGAGCAGACGACAUACCUCGACCAGCUCAGCGAGAUCCUGCGGUCCAUGCUCAGCUACCGUGACACCAUCGUCGGGCUGUACGGGUGGACCAGCUCAGAGUACACUCGGCGACAGGAGGUCGAGCUACGCAACAUGACGCGCCGUGACGACGACGGCGGCCUCACGUCCUCGGACAACGUGCCGUCAGAGUUCCCCGCCCUGCAGGAACGGCUGCGGCACCUCGGCGACAAGUUCCGCAACAGGCUGCAGGUCCUGCUCGGCGACUUGGCGUACCAGCCGGACGUGGACAUGAGGUUCCUAGGUGUUGCCAUGAACUUCAACGACGUGUACGCGCCUCUUAGAAGGAGGGGCAAGGCGGCCUCGAUUGUCUCGGCGGCAACGUCGGCAACGGCCCCGUCUGCUUCUACGUCGACAUUGAAUGCGUCCAAGGUCUGA